ACAAUUCGAGGUGGAGGUGGAGAAGUUGUGAUGAUGAAUGAAAGUUUGGAAGGCGAAAAGCACUUGAAAUACUUCUAGAGCAAGUUUUUAAAAUACUUAAUAUUACCAUAAGUGAAGUCCACUUCUAACGAUAUAAAAUGCUUCAAUUGUGCUUGUUCAUUGCUGAGAAAAUGAUUGUUUUACACACAGUGUCCUGAUCCAAGGUUUUGGCAAACAAAAAAUCUAACCAGUUUUUGUGAUGUCUGCUGAUAGUGCAGUAAUCUGAAUCAUAGCUCUUUGAAAUGCCUUGCAUAAAGUGCAGGUCGGAUUUCAAUCUGUUUAAUUGGAAAAUUAAAUGCGGGGAAUGCGAAGACAAGUUUUGCAAUAAAUGUCUGAGGAGAAAAGAAGGGGUUCUCUAUUGUGAAAAAUGUCUAAUCUUACUCAACCGUCCUCCGGAUAAAACAAAAUUAAUGGAACUCAAAUCCAAAGAUCUACAAGACUAUCUAAAUAAACGAAAUAUAUCUACACAUGGUUUGGUCGAGAAACAAGAGCUGGUUGAUUUGUUUUGCAAUAAGCAUAUUCCAGAUAAGCCAAAAAGAGGGGUUGAGAAGCUUACUGCCAAUUUUGCUGGGUCCGUACCAAAUUUGAGACCUCUGAACGAACUGUGGGAGUCCGUCAUCAGCAGCGACAGUGCCCAGCAAAGAGAGAACAGAUCUCCGCAACAGGAGCAAUCUCAUCAGCCAUCCAGGUCUCCCCGAUGUUCAACCCCGCAAUCUCAAAGCAGGGACAAUUUUAGGUUCACGCCACCACAGCCCCAACCGACUACCUCUACGACGUAUCACGAACCUCAUGAUUCCCCUGUCGUGGAGAAUAGAUCAAAUGAGAGCCCUAUCCUGCCACCCAAGUACCCAAAAAUUGAAGAUUUCGGCAGCGCGGAAGAACUACACAAUCUUUCUUCCAAAGAUUUGAAAAUAUUGCUGACGUUAAACAGAGUAGACUUUAAAGGUUGCAUAGAAAAAAAUGAACUGCUUGAGAGAGCUGAAAGGCUUUGGGAAGACAAUAAUGAACUGAGAAAAGAAAUUCCAGAAAAUUUACCUGUUCAAGACCUGUGUAAGUUGUGCAUGGAUGCUCCCCUAGAUUGUGUAUUAUUAGAAUGUGGCCAUAUCGCGACAUGCACAGAGUGUGGUAAGAAGUUGGCAGAGUGUCCGAUUUGUCGACAGUACGUAGUGCGAGUAGUCAGAAUUUUCAAGGCUUGAUAUCUUUAUCAGUUAUAUAUUUUUAAUAUUUAUUAUAAAAAUGUGAUGAUUUUUUAUACAGACGAAUUGGUGAUAGUGAUUAGAUAAAAAAAAAUAGUCAGUUGUGUACAUUUAUAACUGUUAUACCAAGAUUUUUAUAUAUAUUUUAAAGUGUUGCUCUUGAAAUUUUCCACAGAAAAAAGUUCCCUCUAGUAUGGCGAAAUGAAAUUGGAAUCAAAACAAAAACAAAUUUCAAAUAGACAUAUAUUUCAAGCGUAAUUUUAAUGUAGAAACUUCAAAAACUACUGUAUACAAAUAAUAAAAUGAAAUUGAAUUCGGA
Messenger RNA from Leptinotarsa decemlineata (Colorado potato beetle), 1554 nucleotides. Its product is annotated as E3 ubiquitin-protein ligase RNF34. Gene Ontology annotation, molecular function: ubiquitin protein ligase activity. NCBI's taxonomy places the organism in Eukaryota, Metazoa, Arthropoda, Insecta, Coleoptera, Chrysomelidae. Gene Ontology annotation, cellular component: cytoplasm; plasma membrane. Gene Ontology annotation, biological process: proteasome-mediated ubiquitin-dependent protein catabolic process; negative regulation of extrinsic apoptotic signaling pathway via death domain receptors; protein K48-linked ubiquitination. The record is from RefSeq and is a predicted model, not a curated record.